Messenger RNA from Calliphora vicina (urban bluebottle blowfly), 2027 nucleotides. RefSeq names its product arylsulfatase B. Lineage: Eukaryota; Metazoa; Arthropoda; Insecta; Diptera; Calliphoridae. The transcript is spliced from 7 exons. The coding region runs from base 182 to 1960 and encodes 592 amino acids. The record is from RefSeq and is a predicted model, not a curated record.
CAACAAAGAAGGAUCGUUUUAUAAAUUAAAAGAAAAAUACUUAAAGAGUUGAAAUAAAAGUGAAUUUUAAAGACCAGACUAAAGUGUAAAGUUUUUGUGUGAUAAAUAAAAAAGGAAGAAGUUCCAGUCACAAUUUAUUGUAAAAGCCCCGUUAAUGAACUUGAACUUGUAGAUCACCACCAUGCGUCGUCGUGUCUGUUGUUGGUAUUUGUAUGUAAUUUACGUGUGUUUAAUAUUUACGAACUCACCACAGUGUGCAGAUGGUUACCAAGAUGUAAAAAAGCUUCAGCAAAGUGAAAAACCCAAUAUUGUUAUAAUACUAAUAGAUGAUAUGGGCUUCAAUGAUGUCAGCUUUCAUGGCUCGAACCAGAUUUUAACCCCCAACAUAGAUGCCUUGGCCUAUAAUGGUAUUAUUUUGAAUAAGAAUUAUGUACCCAAUUUAUGUACGCCCUCCAGGUCCACUUUGUUAACCGGAAAAUAUCCCAUACACACAGGCAUGCAACAUUUUGUUAUUGUCAACGAUGAACCCUGGGGUCUGCCCUUAAACGAGCGUUUAAUGCCCGAAAUAUUCCGUGAUGCUGGCUAUGCCACCAAUUUGGUGGGUAAAUGGCAUUUGGGUUUUUAUCGCAAAGAAAUGACUCCUUUGUAUAGGGGUUUUGAUCAUCAUUUAGGUUAUUAUUCGGGCUAUAUAGGUUACUAUGAUCAUACUUUGAAAAUGUUGAAUCGUAAUUUCACAGGCCUUGAUAUGCGUAAAGAUUUAGAACCCUGUCCCGAGGUUACGGGUACCUAUGCCACCGAUUUAUUUACCCGUGAGGCGGUUCAAGUUAUUAAGCAGCAUAAUGUUAAGAAACCUUUAUUCUUGCUUUUAAGCCACUUGGCUGUGCAUACGGGGAAUGAAGAUAAUCCCAUGGAGGCUCCUGAAGAGGAGAUCAAGAAAUUUUCAUAUAUUUCAGAUCUUAAGCGCAGGAAAUAUGCAGCCAUGUUGUCUCGUUUGGAUCAAAGUGUGGGCUUGACGGUCAAGGCGUUGGCGGAUAAAAAUAUGUUAAAUAAUACCAUAAUAUUGUUAUAUUCCGAUAAUGGGGCCCCUACUUUGGGUAUACAUGCGAAUAGUGGUUCUAAUUAUCCUUUUAGAGGGCAAAAAGAGUCCCCCUGGGAAGGAGGCAUACGUUCGGCGGGCUUAAUAUGGAGUCCUUUGUUGAAGCAUAAAAACUAUGUCAGCAAUCAAGUAUCACAUGCAAUCGAUUGGCUGCCCACUUUGGCUGCCGCAGCUGAUGUUCCUCUACCUAAAGACCUUAAUUUAGAUGGGAUUAACCUUUGGCCGGCCUUAAGCCAGGCUCAAGACCCCCAACCCAGACGUUUACUGCAUGUCUAUGAUAAUGUUUUUGGUUACAGUUCGUAUAUGAGGGGAAAUCUUAAAUAUGUUAAUGGUUCUACUUUUGGGGGCCAAUAUGAUUCAUGGUUGGGGGAUAUAAACCAAGAGGAUCAGGAUCCCUUAAGUAGGGACUAUGAGGAAACUGUAAUAAAUUCAAUGGUCCAUUAUAAAUUGGGCUCUAAGGUAUUAACUAAGGCUAAUAUAAAGAACUUAAGACAGCAGGCCACCCAUAAAUGUCCUGAAAAUAAUGAAGACUAUGAGCAGGAUAUAUACGAAUGUGAACCCCUUAAGGCCCCCUGUUAUUUUAAUAUUGACAAAGAUCCCUGUGAACGUUACAAUCUGGCCCAGUUAUAUCCCCUGCAGGUACAGUUUCUGGCCCAGGAAGUAGAGGAAUAUCGUUUGGGUUUAACACCCUCCGCUAGAGUAGCUCAAGGAGACCCCCUGGCAAAUCCCCAAAGAUUUCAAGGCAAUUGGCAGUGGUGGUAUGGCACACAAAAUUCUCCCGGGGUAAAAAUUUCUUAUAUGUCUUGUAAUUUGUUGUUUUUUAUUUAUAUUUUAUUGGCGUUUCUAGGACUACUAAAUUGUUGAAGGUUUUUCAAAGUCUGGCUAGAGAAAAAAGUGUGAUAUUUUCUAUAAAAAAAUUAAAAUAAAAAAA